Messenger RNA from Galendromus occidentalis (western predatory mite), 627 nucleotides. RefSeq lists its product as uncharacterized. NCBI's taxonomy places the organism in Eukaryota, Metazoa, Arthropoda, Arachnida, Mesostigmata, Phytoseiidae. The record is from RefSeq and is a predicted model, not a curated record. The transcript is spliced from 4 exons. The coding region runs from base 22 to 627 and encodes 201 amino acids.
GGACUGGGAACAGGAGAUACGAUGUGGAUCCUCCUGAUUCUUCAAGUAGUUGCUGCCGUUGACUUGGAGACGACCACCCAUGAGACGUCGCUCGAGCAUGAAACGUUCUUCGGAAACUUGGAACCGACCGCGGAGUCGAUUGUCGACCAUCAGCUUAUUCCUUCCGAAUCCCAGUCGGAGUUCCUCGGUGCUCUGCAAGUUGGGCGUUUUGCUUCAAAUCGUUACCGGAAAAAGCGACGUCUAACACGAGUUUCCGUAGUGAAGAGAAUCGAAGGUCUCACGAAUCUUCCGUCGUCCCACUGUCUCGCUCAGUGUCUGCGGAUGGGAAACUCAUGUGCUGCAUUCAAUUAUGCCCGUUCUGAGGGUGUAUGUGAACUGCUCGAGGCUCAUGUCUGCAGCCAGUCUGGAAUCCGACUCAACAAUAGCGACGCCUUCACAUAUUUUGACGUUUACGACAAACCGGGAGCCGAGGACGAGGGUCCGAUGUUCAAAUCGCCAUAUUGCUCCAAGAUCGGGCUCUGUAAUCCAGCCUGUGAACAAUGUGAGUGCUUGUCGUUGUAUCAUGUAGGAACUGCUCUGGACGUUCAGGAGGCUUCAUGGUUGCGGGAUGCUGUCGCACGAGUCUAA